Fusarium tjaetaba is the source of this 1641-nucleotide messenger RNA. RefSeq names its product isocitrate lyase. Bases 1 to 1641 code for a protein of 546 amino acids. Gene Ontology annotation, biological process: carboxylic acid metabolic process. The record is from RefSeq and is a predicted model, not a curated record. The transcript is spliced from 5 exons. Lineage: Eukaryota; Fungi; Ascomycota; Sordariomycetes; Hypocreales; Nectriaceae. Gene Ontology annotation, molecular function: isocitrate lyase activity.
AUGGCGUCACAAAAUAUGGCAAACCCUUCUGUCAACCCUGAUAUCGAAGACGAGCUCUUCCAGAAGGAGGUUGAGGCUGUCAAGGCUUGGUGGUCCGACUCAAGAUGGCGACACACAAAGCGCCCUUUCACUGCUGAGCAGAUUGUCUCCAAACGCGGAUAUCUCCCUGUCGAUUAUGCCAGUAAUGCCCAGGCGAAGAAGCUGUGGAAGAUCCUUGAGCACCGUUUCGAGACUCGAGAUGCCAGCUACACCUACGGCUGCUUAGAACCUACAAUGGUCACUCAGAUGGCCAAGUACCUCGACACCGUCUAUGUUUCUGGCUGGCAAUCGUCAUCGACUGCCUCUGCCUCUGAUGAACCUGGUCCCGAUCUGGCUGACUAUCCCUACACCACUGUUCCCAACAAGGUCGGCCAUCUCUUCAUGGCCCAACUUUUCCAUGACCGCAAGCAGCGCCAAGAGCGCCUCAGCGUCCCCAAGGCGCAACGCGCCAACCUCUUGAACAUUGACUAUCUUCGCCCCAUUGUUGCUGACGCUGAUACUGGUCAUGGUGGUCUCACCGCUGUCAUGAAGCUCACCAAGCUCUUCAUUGAGAAGGGUGCAGCUGGAAUUCACAUUGAGGAUCAAGCCCCCGGCACAAAGAAGUGCGGCCACAUGGCAGGCAAGGUUCUUGUCCCCAUUCAGGAGCACAUCAACCGCCUUGUUGCUAUUCGCGCACAGGCUGACAUUAUGGGCUCCGAUCUCCUCGCUAUUGCGCGCACCGACGCCGAGGCCGCAACUCUACUCUCCACCAACAUCGACCCCCGCGACCAUGCCUUCAUCCUCGGCUCUACAAACCCUACUCUCAAGCCCCUCAACGACCUCAUGAUCGCCGCUGAGGGUGCUGGCAAGAGUGGCGUUGAGCUGCAGCGCAUUGAAGAUGAGUGGCUUGCCAAGGCCAACCUCAGCCGCUUCGACGACGCUGUGACUGCUGCCAUUGAUGCAGGCUCUUCUACUGACAAGGCCAGCCUCAAGCGAGACUAUCUUUCCAAAGCAAAAGGCAAGAGUAACCUCGAGGCGAGGGCCAUCGCUCGCCAGGUCCUUGGCCAUGACAUCUUUUUCGACUGGGACGCCCCCCGUACUCGCGAGGGUUACUUCCGUCUCAAGGGUGGUUGCGACUGCGCUGUGAACCGAGCUAUAGCUUAUGCCCCUUAUUGCGACGCUAUUUGGAUGGAGUCUAAGCUGCCCGACUAUGCUCAGGCUAAGGAGUUUGCCGAAGGUGUCCACGCCGUCUGGCCCGAGAAGAAGCUCGCCUAUAACCUUUCUCCAUCAUUCAAUUGGAAAACUGCCAUGCCUCGUGAUGAGCAGGAAACUUACAUCCGCCGUCUGGCUAAGCUUGGCUACUGCUGGCAGUUCAUCACGCUUGCAGGCCUGCACACAACAGCCCUGAUCAGCGACCAGUUCGCCAAGGCAUAUAGCACUGUUGGUAUGCGCGCUUACGGCGAGCUCGUUCAAGAACCUGAAAUGGAGCAAAAAGUCGAUGUUGUUAAGCACCAGAAGUGGAGUGGCGCAACCUACGUUGAUGAAUUGCAAAAGAUGGUUACAGGUGGCAUCAGCUCCACGGCUGCUAUGGGCGCCGGUGUGACUGAGGAUCAGUUCAAAUAA